Molecule: messenger RNA, 1014 nt
Organism: Microthlaspi erraticum
Lineage: Eukaryota; Viridiplantae; Streptophyta; Magnoliopsida; Brassicales; Brassicaceae
Source: the annotation of a GenBank genome assembly
AUGGAGCCAAGGAAUUGGACAAUAGCUUUUUUCAAGCUUGGUAGCUUAUGUGACAAGGUGGAAAACAACUCAACGGAAUAUUUCAAUGCGACUAUUACAAAGGCAAGAGGUAAGGCCAUAAUACCAAUGCUUGAGACCAUUAAGAGGCAAGCAAUGGUUCGAAAUGAAAAGAAACAGAAGAAGGCUGAAAGAUGGGAUGGUAGGUGUACAAAGUAUGUCAAAUUGGUACUCGCUGAGCUGAAGGAACACGCUGACAAAUGUAUGGUUAGUCAUGGGAGUCAUGGGAACUACGAGGUGGAGCUUUAUGAUGAUAAAUUCCAUGUAGACACGAGAAAGAAGACAUGCUCGUGUUUUAAAUGGAAAAUCUCAGGCAUCCCAUGUGAGCAUGCAUAUGGAGUGAUGUUAGAUGCUGGUUUAGCCAGUGAUGAUCAUGUCAACGAGUGCUUCUCAACAACUAAACAGCGAGACUGUUACAUUGAUAAUGUCAAGCCAAUGAGAGGACCAGACGGCUCUAUCGAGAAUCAGCGCCCAACCGCGCAGUCCGGCUGGCCGAGAACUAUGUUCCGCUCGGCCAAAGUCAUAUCCGUCCGUCUGAAGUCUCGGCCAAAGUCCAAACCGACCGGCCGAUCACGCAUCACGACCCGGGAAACAUUGCCCGCGGUCGGCCAAGCUACAACCGUCCACGCCACGCCGCGCACGACCAAAGCGCGCGAGCCGGGAAACAAGCCUCGCGGCCGCGCAACCCUUCGCGUACCACGGCCGAUGCAUCCGUCCGAGCCGGGAAAGAACGUCCCACGUCCGGCCGAGAACCAUCGGCCAAAUCUAUCCGUCCGACCACGCCGGCCGACCGUGAAUCCAUCCGGCCACGACCGUUCCGACUCGGCCCACGACCCGAUUGUCCGGCCGAUCGUCCCGACCGACCGUCCCAACGCCGCGGUCGACCCGAAGCCCGUUUUGAAGCCCAUUUCAUAUUUUCAAGCCCGGCUUAACCCUAAGCCGCCUCAAAAGACCUAG